This is a messenger RNA of Staurois parvus, 304 nucleotides long. Lineage: Eukaryota; Metazoa; Chordata; Amphibia; Anura; Ranidae. The record is from the annotation of a GenBank genome assembly.
AUGCACCCUCCAAGAAAGAAAAAACCUCUCUAGCAAUACACACCAAACUGAGCAUGUGCAGAGUGUCUCCACACAUAUGUCUUAUCAGGAGAUAAGGGGGGGGGACACUGGAAGGAGGGGGGGGAUCAGAGAAGUCAGGAUCAAACAGCAUUUUUACACCAUGCAGAGGAUAAACCCCUUAGGUUCCACAGUGAGUAUAACAAGCAUGCUUUACUGCCAGGGGUGGACUGACAACUCAUGGGGCCCCCGGGCAAUAGGGGAUCAUGGGGCCCUUGUGUCCUCGCCCACACCCAAAAAAGCCUAU